This is a messenger RNA of Trichoderma atroviride IMI 206040, 845 nucleotides long. The record is from RefSeq and is a predicted model, not a curated record. Lineage: Eukaryota; Fungi; Ascomycota; Sordariomycetes; Hypocreales; Hypocreaceae.
AUGGCCAAAACUCAGAAAAUAGCCCCCUCAAAGCGCUCCCGCGCCGCCCGCCGCGCAACAUCCCCCUCCAUCAACAUCGACAAGUCCCUCAAAAACGCCACCCUCCCAGCAUCUUCUUCGUCCACUUCCGCCGCCGUCCCCCGACCGUCCGUCCUCGCCGCCCGCCACAACGCCGGCGUCACCAAAAAAGUCCGCCGCGGCCGCGCCGUCUCGGCAAAGGGCCGCCGGCGCCAGGAAAAGGGCCUCGAGAUGGCCGAGGCCGUCGUCGAGCGCAUGAGCAAGAAGCUGGAGAAGAGCUUCAGCAAGGCGCGCGUCGUGCAGACCCGGGCCAAGAAGUGGGACGACAUCAAUAAAGAUGUGCUGAAGAGCAAGGAGAAUGCGUUUGCGGUGUUGAUGCAGGAUGGUGACGAAGAAGACAAGGAAGAGAGGGAGUGGGAGACGGAUGAGGAGAUGGAUGGCGAGAAUGCUGUAAAGAGUGCUGCUGCUGCUGUUCAGCCAACGGCAGCUGCACCGAUGCUGGAUGACGACGAUGACGAGAUUCUAUGAUGGGAUUAUGACUGGCGACGAAAUCAUGGCGACUAAUGGAUUUUCCUCUUCUUUCUGCUUAUUUUCUUCGUGGGACUUGGGCGUUGCAGGCAUCAUUAAAAAAAGGAGGUUCUGACUUGAUCAUAUUGGGAAGAUGAAUAAACAGCUCAUCUAUAGAGAUUUACUUUGCGUUGAGAAUGCCGCCUGGAAUAGAUUCUGCCAUCAGAUUUCAAAGGCUCUAUAGUACACACUCAUACAUAUACAUAUAAUGCUUCUAUUAUACACAGGAUACCCCAAAAUAUACAUCAACACCACCAUCC